Messenger RNA from Pomacea canaliculata, 3911 nucleotides. Its product is annotated as putative GPI-anchored protein pfl2. Bases 321 to 2369 code for a protein of 682 amino acids. The record is from RefSeq and is a predicted model, not a curated record. NCBI's taxonomy places the organism in Eukaryota, Metazoa, Mollusca, Gastropoda, Architaenioglossa, Ampullariidae. The transcript is spliced from 13 exons.
CUUCUUGUGUGACUCACAAGCCCCGCAGCAUCCCAUCGCCAAGCCGUUUCCAUAACAUCAGCAUCGUCUGCAUCGGGUCCAGACCCGCGAAGUAUUAUCUUGUAUUUUUCUUUUUUUUUUUUAAAUCGCUACUGUUGCUGCUGUGUUCUAAUCUUUCGGUGCUGAGCUCUGUAGAGGGGGAGCCCCGUCUGGCAGUUGAAGUAAAUGCGAAGAAUGUAUCCUCGAAGAGAGCUGGUCUGGGUUGUCUGCACUUUGACAUCGUCUGCUGCUGUGAAUUGAAAGCCGGCACGUAACGACUUUCUCCAGUCGAUGAAUCUUGGAUGAAGAUGAAAUUGUUCUUAGUGUUAGCCCACCUGGGCUCGCUUGUCGCUGUGGGGGCAGGCCAGUGCAGCGAGGACGAGGUGAAGCUGAGCCUGGACACCAUGAACACCAACCUGACCCUGGCGGCUGCCACCGGAUACAGACACUCCUCUGAUGAUAUCAUCAAACUUUGCCGAGAGUACUGGAGCAGGGAGGGUAUAUUCGCGAGUUGUCGUCCACACAGAAUAAAAAGCAUCGCAAAAUUUGCCAGAGAUGUCAAGAAUAAGCUGCAAAGUUUUUGUGAGAAAGAAUGCAUCGGGUUUAUCACCUUUAACGACUGUCUCGGUACGAUCUACAAUACAAACCUCACCAGUCCACCAUACGACAGCAGCACUAAACACUGCAAACUGUACCAGGAGGUGGUCAGAGAUUGUGUCGACGACUCGCAGGAUUGCAAGAUUCGAGAGCCGCUGUUCCUGGCCAUCCUGACCAGCGCCUUCAGGGAGCAUCUGUACGAGGAGGGCUGCGUGCCCCGCCCAGUUACCGCUUCAGUGUCCGUUGAAUCUACCACCAACCUGCCAACCUAUCACCCAACGACUGUUGGUCCGUCCAGCGUGGCCACGUCUUCUUCCCCACCUGGCCUGUGUAACCUGGCCAGAGCAAGGAGCUGUGUGGGACAGUUACAGGAGACAGUGGACUUGGCCUCCUGGGAUCAGGACACACUCGUGUCAGUCUGCAUUGCCAGCGUGAAAGGCGACCGACUGUUGGAGUGUUUUAACAACCAAACUGCAGGCUGCGAUGUCAACAACCGAGAGCUGGUGGUUGUGAGGGAAAUGUUGGACAAAGUCAACAACGAUGCCAGAAUUACCUGUGAAAAUGCGUGUCCAAGCUACCAACACGCUUUUUGGUGCGCUGGCAUACUGGCCAACACCUCGCGGCCUCUUUCUCAGUUGUGCAGGUACCACGAAGCAGCCCUACAAUGCGUCACGUGUCCACUGGCCCAUGCCAUGCUACUCCAGCUCCUGAAACAAAGUCCGGAUCCAGACUGGCUGAAUGUCUGCGAGUCAGCAUGUCCAGAUCUUCAUCUAGUCCUUCUUUCCUUGGAAUCAUGCGCAGAGAAAUACAACUGGACUUCCGCCUCAGACUCCACUUGCCCGCAGGUGUGGAACGUCACUUCCUGUCUGGAAGGUCACGAGGUCGAAGGGCUUAGAUGUGAAAACGUUAGUCGGCUGGUAGACAGGGUCAUACCUGGUCUCACCUCACAACAGCUUCAGUGCGCCACAACAACGACAACAACUACCACCACAACCACCACCACAACCCCUUCCACGACCACCAGCACCACAACGACUUCAACCACAUCAACAACUUCUACCACCACAACAACGCCAACAACGACCACAACUACGACUACUCCAACGACAACAACAACUACCCCAACGACGACAACAACUACCCCAACAACAACAACAACAACUACCCCAACGACAACGACUUCUCCAUCAACGACAACUAGCCGGACGACUACACCAACAACCACAUCUACCACUACUACUGCUACCACCACAACAAUUCCUACAACAGUCGAUCUCAUGCUGCUACGCAACAUGGUGUUACAAACAUGUCCUCCUGAUCGUCCGAUCGUGCAAUAUGAAGCUUAUGAUGCUGUCUCAACACCCGGGUACCAGCAGCAUGCCAACACCAGUCACCAUUCCACGCCAAUGAACAUAUCAUCCUGCAUUCAGUUGCUGCUGUUCGAGGAGUGCCUCUCCAAGAUGGCGGCCUGCGUGAGCAGUAGUCAGCGCAGUGAGUGCUACACCAGCCUACCCGAGCACCUGCAGACUCUAGCAAGGAACCGAGACAAGUGCUUGCUGAUCAUCUACAGGGCAGCAGCCGACAUGGAGCUCAUCAAGUCGGGGGACUAUGCUGGUGCUGGGGAUCAAAGCGAGGGAUACAAAGCCUUUGCUAAUUUCACCUGCGGGAAAGGUUCCUCUGCUCGGAGACAAAGUCACGGUUACCUGGUACUUCUGCUAAUGGUGAUGAGUACUAGUCUUCGAAUGUUUGGCUGAUGCUGCACAUUACAAACAGUAACAACCCUAUUAAACUUUAUUCAUUCGGGGUUUUUUUUUUUCUUUCUUUCUCAUUGAUUUAUCUCGAUUUUUGUGAUGAAUGGAGAUGAGUUGGAAAACAUGAUGCAUGCCGGUGGUACUCGUAGCUGACUGAUUGUUAAAGCAGAGUGAAGGAGUUCUGUAUCCACUCGUCCAGUGCCUCCAUUCCGGCUCUUUCUCCACUUCACUGAUCAUCUCUCAUGUAACUUCCACCACUGCCCCUCUCUCCUCCCUCAACACCCCCGUGCGAGCUCAAAGAUGUGUUAAUGAAGGUGAGCAGUCAAUGAUGUGGCCCCGAGGACCAGCUUUCACACACCAUGUUCACUUUCCAGACAAUACACACACGAAAGUAAAUGUUAGUUAAUUUAUUUAUUUAUUGUAUAAUUAAUUAAGCCUUUAACAGUCGAUUAUGUUGCUUUCAUGAUCAGUAUUUUUCAUGUCCAUUAUUUAAAUUUUGGGUACUGCGGUUUAGUGGUCUAACCAAAGGAAAAGUUGAACAUCACUGCGAAUAAUUAAAAUAGAAUGUUUUGAAAUGUAUUAUACUGUAGUCGGAUUCUUUCCCUCAUCCUAUCCUCAUCCGUUAACUGACCUUUCUGCACUUAUUGCCGUUCUCUGAAAGAAGUGGUUUUUCCCGAUUAAUCCUUUAAUUAACUUAAUUAAUCAAAAUAAUUUUUCAAUCAUCAUGGAAACUUUUGAGUUGUAAAGAGCUGCUUUUCAAUUAGUUGAACAUUUUUGUCACGUGCACAGACUAUCAACAACAGGAUGAGUCGGUAGGAGAUAAAAUAUUGAGGAAAAAAGUUUGUUUUUCCAGAAAUUAAUAAAUCAUUGAUAUUAUCUUAUAUUAGCUUCAUUGUUAGACGCACAACCUUUUCAUGCAUGUACAGCUGUCAUUAUUUAAUCUGGAACUCUCUGAAUUUUAUAAAAUUUUUGUUUUACUGAUAUUCACACACAUUUCAUAUUCCUUGUAUGCUGAAACAAUUUGUCGGUCUUCAUGUUGUGACUGACUACAAUGACUCCAUGUACAUACUGACCGUUUGUAUUUCUGUGUACCCACUGUCUGUCUGUCUGUCUGUCUGUCUGUCUGUCUGUCUGUCUGUCUGUCUGUCUGUCUGUCUGUCUGUCUGUGUGUGUGUGUGUGUGUUAGAAAAAGUGUGUAUGGGUGUGUUGGAAGGAGUGAGUGUGUGGAUCGGUGCGCACACGAAAGUGGAUGUGUGAGUGUGAAUGAGAGCGUGUACGUGUGUACUAAUAAGAUACAUUCUGUGGUUAUUUUUUUAAUUUCUGUCCGACAAGACUAUGAAUCUUUGGCUUAACUCAUAAAUAAGAUGAGUGAGUGCUUGUUUUAUAAAGAACAUUUUUUCCUUCCCUUCUUUCUUAUGCUUUCUAUUUCUGCAGCAAAGUACAACUUACCUGUAUGUACUACCUGUGCCUGCUGCUUCAAAUUGUAUUAUUUUAUGUGAAUUUUAUAUGUUCUAUGUAUUAAUGUACAGAAUAAGCAAUUCCAUA